This is a messenger RNA of Maylandia zebra (zebra mbuna), 1678 nucleotides long. The record is from RefSeq and is a predicted model, not a curated record. Lineage: Eukaryota; Metazoa; Chordata; Actinopteri; Cichliformes; Cichlidae.
AAAUCACUAUAUAGUAAAAGUAAAAAGAAGGCCUAUCGAAUCACGUCGCUUUUAAAUCCUUUAAAAUCAAAACAUUGUUUUUCAAAGUUCCAUUGGUAUCACGGAACUCUUGUAUUUAAGCCCAGUUUCCGACCGGAGAAUAAUAUUGGGAACACGAAAUGGCGACUUUCUUGUUUCGCAUAGGACGAUUGGGUCCUCUCAAGCGUCUCCAGUUGGAGAACUUGGGAAUCCUGAGGACUUCUCCAGCUGCUUCGUUCUGCACCAAGACUGAAAAACCAGCAAAACCUGGGAAGAAGACCAAGAGUGCAGCAACAGAGGCUCCAGAUGAGAGAGCAAACCUGUUAGCCUACAAGACAGCAGUUGCCUUCCCAGUUAGACUUUCAGGGCCUGGAUGUUUCCCAGCACAGUCUGUGGAUGGAACGGGACCAGCGGUUGUCUCCACUGCAGAAAGCAUUGUAGCUGCACAAGCCAUCACUCCUGUUACUGCUGCCAGUGAGCAAGUAGCUGCUGAACCAGCAGCCGACUCCGAUUCAGACUCUACCGACUCCGAUUCAGACUCUACCGACUCCGAUUCGGACUCUGACUCUGAGGAUGAGAAGAAGAAAGAAAUCAAGGGCUUUGCACCAGAGGCAGAACCCCAGAGGAUCACAGUCACAGGAGUAAAGGCAGGCACUAUCGAAGCUCAGAAUGAAUAUGGGGCUCCUAUCACACCUGGUGUAGAAACACCAGCACCCUUAGGAGCAGCUCAAGCUACAGUGACUGUACCCAGUGUUGGUUUUGAGAAGCUGGUGAAGUCAGGCCCAGAAAUCAUCACUCGAGAGGUGACUGGGUCUGACGUUUCAGCCAAAACUGCUGCAGGAGUGACAAAAGAUGCUGCAUUUCCUGUUGAUGCUCAAAUAGAAGCCAUUGGUGAGGCUCUAAAAGACCCAAGGUCUUCCUCUGCUGAAGCUGCUCCUGUGGCUGGAGGCGAAGCUGCUGAAGCUGGAGCAGAAGAUGCCCGUCCUGCUGAAGCUGUUGACGCUGAAGCUGGAGCAGAAGACGCCCGUCCUGCUGAAGCUGUUGACGCUGCUGCUGAAGCUGGAGCAGAAGACGCCCGUCCUGCUGAAGCUGUUGACGCUGCUGCUGAAGCUGGAGCAGAAGACGCCCGUCCUGCUGAAGCUGUUGACGCUGCUGCUGAAGCUGGAGCAGAAGACGCCCGUCCUGCUGAAGCUGUUGACGCUGCUGCUGAAGCUGGAGCAGAAGACGCCCGUCCUGCUGAAGUUGCUGCUGCGGCUGAAGCUUCAGUCUGUGCAGGGAGCACUGAGGAGCAGAUGGACCUUGCUCCUAUUGUAACUGAAACUGCAGGAGAGGAACUGCAGACAGAUGCCACAGCUGAACACUCUAAGGAAGCUGCAGCUGUGCCUUCGGAGCCAGAAGAACUGUUUGAUAACAGCACUUACAAAAACUACCAGCACCACAGCUACAACCCCUACACAUUUGCAGACCUGGAUAUGCAGAUGGCCAAGUUUCGUCUCCCUCAGCCCUCCUCUGGCAAGCCUUCACCCAGGCACUAAAAAGAGCUGAUAUGACCAUAAGUUAUGGCUUAAAGAUGACAGUGAUGGCAGUGUCUCUUUUUUCAUUGUCCCCCUACUUCUGUUGUUUUUAAAGUAAAUCAUUAAAGUCCACACAUAAGAAUUGA